Messenger RNA from Leguminivora glycinivorella, 1860 nucleotides. Its product is annotated as sodium/potassium-transporting ATPase subunit beta-2-like. Gene Ontology annotation, cellular component: sodium:potassium-exchanging ATPase complex. Gene Ontology annotation, molecular function: ATPase activator activity. The transcript is spliced from 7 exons. Gene Ontology annotation, biological process: sodium ion export across plasma membrane; potassium ion import across plasma membrane; intracellular potassium ion homeostasis. The record is from RefSeq and is a predicted model, not a curated record. The coding region runs from base 83 to 1054 and encodes 323 amino acids. NCBI's taxonomy places the organism in Eukaryota, Metazoa, Arthropoda, Insecta, Lepidoptera, Tortricidae.
GUUGAGGCGACGCUGCCGCUGGGCGUAUUAUUUUCAUUGUUUAUUUCGUCUUUUAGUGAAAUAGUGUAUUAACUAGGCGACAAUGUCACGAAAUCCUAAGUUAGAAGAAUUCGAAAUUGAAAGAAAACCCUCUAGAUUCCAGGGGAUGCGUAGUGGCAGCGAAUUCUUUUCACGAAAGCAUUCUCAUUUUCUUGAUAAAAAUGCAUCCAGGGGAAGAUCGCUUAAGGGUUGGGGUAAACUGCUGCUGUUCUACCUGAUCUUCUACUCGUCCCUGGUGCUGUUAUUCGCCAUCUGCAUGACCACCUUCCAUCAGCAGUUCAUCAACCCUCGAGUACCAAGACUGCAGCAAGAGUACAGCAUAAUCGGCACCAGCCCAGGGCUCGGGUUCCGGCCGCUGCCCCCCGAUGUCAGGAGCACCCUCAUCUGGUACAAAGGCACCGGGUACGACAGCUACAAAUACUGGGAAGAUGAACUCAAAAAGUUCUUAUCAGUAUACAAGCAAAAGGGCCAAACCGCCGGCGCCGGUCAGAACAUCUUCGACUGUGACUGGAAUCGAUCCCCGCUCCCGGGCAAAGUGUGCGAUGUCGACAUCCGAUCCGGAUACGAACCUUGUACCGAGGAGAACCACUUCUCGUUCCACAAGAGCUCACCUUGCAUCUUCUUGAAGCUUAACAAAAUAUAUGGAUGGAGGCCAGAGUUCUACGAGCCACAUGAGUUGCCUGCAGACAUGCCUGAUGAUCUGCAGCAACAUAUCAGAGGACUGUCCAGCGCUAACAACCAUACAAACAUGAUCUGGAUCUCGUGCCAGGGCGAAACGCCCGCCGACCGCGAGAAUAUCGGGCCCGUGCAGUACCUGCCUUACAGAGGGUUCCCCGGAUAUUUCUACCCGUAUGAAAACGCUGAGGGGUAUCUUAGCCCGCUCGUCGCUUUAUACCUGAAGAGGCCUAGAACUGGCAUAGUAAUCAAUAUUGAGUGCAGAGCGUGGGCGAAAAACAUCAUCUAUAACCGGAAGGAGAGACAAGGGAUCGUCCAUUUUGAAAUUAUGAUCGAGUAGACAAUAACAGCUACUAGUACAAGUAAGAAUAGCAAAUCAAUUCGACUUUUAGAUUUAGGGAAAUAAUUAUAGUGAAACUGUAUUCUGAAAAGACCAACUUUGGUUAUAAAAGACUAAAACAAUAUGUACUUCUCUCUUAAUUAAUCUUUACAUAUGGUCUACUGAAAAGACCAUUGUUUAAACUUACGUAGAAUGUUAAAAAAUCUUGUACAAUAACUGUAAAGUUAAGUUUAUAGAAAAAAAGACCGGUCUACUCAGUAGACCUAAUGGUCUUUCCAGUAGACAAAAAUGACUUAAAAAUAAUCAAUGAAUCUCGUCAUAUCUCAGCUAGCAUUUAUACAUAUACAUUUCCAUAGCAAUAAUGAUUUAGACAUAUUUUUAUACACUUAAUAUAACUCCGUCCUUUUUGAUAUUAAUUAUGUAAGCUGAAGUGCCUAUACUCUAUUGUCCAUUUUAAUCUGAAAGAAUGAUGUGUUUUAUUGUAAGAAUGAAGGUUUGUAUUGUAGAUUAGUGUAGAUUGUAAACUUACCUUAGAACGGCCACUUCUUUGCUUUUUUAUUUUUAUUUUUUUAUAUACCUAUAUUUAAAUUAGCUUUGUUUUGAUUUUAUCAAAUUGAGUAGGUACUCGUAUGUAUAACAUUUAAAAUUCUAUACUAUUACUUUGUGUGCUUUCCUAUAAAGAACUUGUUCCUUAGAUGAUAAUUAUUUUAAAAAGUUAAACGUUAGUAUACUAACCAGUGGCAACUACUAUUAUUUGCUUUAAACAUCAUAUAAUGGGUCUUAAAUAUACAGGGUGUAAACCUAAU